AUGUCUUCACCGCCGGCCGCCGCCGAUCCCCCAAAACUCCACAUCCAGCCCGUCCAAGUGAACACCUCCUCCCCUCGCUUCCCCCCUCCCCCGGCCACCCCCAACUCCAUCUACGCCUCCUCCUCCUCCCCCUCCCUCCGCCGCAUCGCCAUUGCCGUCGACCUCAGCGACGAGAGCGCCUUCGCCGUCCGGUGGGCCGCAGACAACUACAUCCGCCCCGGCGACACCGUGAUCCUCCUCCACGUCCGCUCCACCUCCGUCCUCUACGGCGCCGACUGGGGAUCCUCCACCCCCACCAGCGCCGGCGGCGGCGCCGGAAACCCCUUCACGAAGUCGCCGGCAGGCGGCGGCGGCGCCGCGUCGCCGCCGCCUCCGGCGGAGGAGGUUGACAGGCUCACGGCGAGGAAGGCAGGGAAGCUCGCUCAGCCGCUCGUGGAGGCGCACGUGCCGGUGAAGAUCCACAUUGUGAAGGAUCACGACAUGAAGGAGCGGCUGUGCCUCGAGGUGGAGCGGCUCGGGCUGAGCGCGGUGAUCAUGGGGAGCCGCGGGAUUGGGGCGAAGGCGAGGGGGCAGGGGGACAGGAGGCUUGGGAGUGUGAGUGAUUAUUGUGUGCAGCAUUGCGCGUGCCCCGUCGUGGUUGUGAGGUAUAAGGCACGGGACGGGGACGAGGACGAGGAGAGAGAAGAUGAGGCAUAUGAGUUCCAUGAUGCGAAUGAUCAACUCACCAAGUGAAUUAAGAGUUAUCUCGAUGUUCGAGCUUGGAUUUAUUUGCUUCAAAUGCUAAUUUGGCAUAAUAUUUUCUUGAAGAAUUUUGGAGCUUGAAGAAAUAAUUUUUUUCUUGUUUUUAUACCAUAUACAAUCCGGAAGAUAAAAGCCAUUUCCAUGCUAUCUUAUAAUUUCAUUCUUGUAUACUGUAUUUAUAUGU
Salvia splendens (bonfire salvia) is the source of this 925-nucleotide messenger RNA. Its product is annotated as universal stress protein PHOS34. NCBI's taxonomy places the organism in Eukaryota, Viridiplantae, Streptophyta, Magnoliopsida, Lamiales, Lamiaceae. The transcript is spliced from 2 exons. The coding region runs from base 1 to 732 and encodes 243 amino acids. The record is from RefSeq and is a predicted model, not a curated record.